Molecule: messenger RNA, 3283 nt
Organism: Ictalurus punctatus (channel catfish)
Lineage: Eukaryota; Metazoa; Chordata; Actinopteri; Siluriformes; Ictaluridae
Product: BOLA class I histocompatibility antigen, alpha chain BL3-6
Exons: 7
Coding region: 158-1345 (395 amino acids)
Biological process (GO): immune response
Cellular component (GO): external side of plasma membrane
Source: RefSeq, a predicted model, not a curated record
GAAAAUGAAAGUAUCGAGUGUAUCUGUGCUGUAGGGUUUUUAUCUUUACAGAUCUUCUAAUGUUGUAAAUAUUAAAAAUGGUUAAAUGCCGAGUCUCAUUACCUCCAGCGUGUUACUAAAGUUCAGGACUUUACGGAAGUUAAUUUGGUAAACGGAAAUGAAUGUAUUUAUUAGUGUUUGUUUACUGGCUCGAGUCUACACUGUAAAAUGGAGAACGGCAGCUAUCAUGGAAGUUCUCUUUAUUCUCUUAUUUUCUCUUCAUCUUUCAUCAACAGACACACACUCUCUGCAGUACCUCUACACCGCCGUCACACCAGGAAUAAAUUUCACUGCUGUUUGGCUGGUGGAUGGACAGCAGUUUAUGUACUACGACAGUAACAUCAGGAAGGUGAUCCCAAAGACAGAGUGGAUACAGAAGAUGAAAUCUGGUAAUCCAGGUUACUGGAACAGUGAGACAUCGCAUAUGCAGUCUCAACAGGAGAGUUUCCAAGACACUGUGAACGCAGUAAUGCAGAGCCUUAAUCACUCUACAGGAGUUCAUACACUACAGAGGAUAUACGGAUGUGAGCGUGAUGAUGACAACACUAUUAGAAGAUAUGAUGUGUUCGGUUAUGAUGGAGAAGAUUUCAUCAGUUUGGAUCUGAAAACUGGAACCUGGACUGCAGCUGAAUCUCCAGCUCUGCUCUUUAUAAAGAAGUGGGAGUCUGCAGGAGCUGAGGGUGUAGACCAGAAACCCUUCCUGGAGAAUGAGUGUAUUGAUGAGUUAAAGAAGUUUGUGUCUUACGGCAGAGAGAGUCUGGAGAGGGAAGUUCGUCCUACAGCGUCAGUGUUCCAGAAACACUCGUCUUCUCCAGAUGUGGUGUGUCAUGCUACAGGUUUCUUCCCCAAAACAGUGAUGAUCACCUGGCAGAAGGACAGAGAGGACGUGCAUGAGGACGUGGAUCUCAGAGAGACGUUACCCAACCAGGAUGGAAGCUUCCAGAAGAGAAGCAUUCUGACAGUCUCAGCCGAGGAUCUGCAGAAACACACCUACACCUGCGUGAUUCAGCACAGCAGCUUGGAGAAGGAGAUGGUGCUGAAUGUGAGCGAGUGCCGAAUCCUGAAUCCUGGUGGAGGAACAGGUGGAGGAACAGGUGGAGGAACAGGUGGAGGAACAGGUGGAGCUUCAAUCAGUAUCAUUGUUGGUGUUACAGCUCUCCUGGUUCUCGUUGCCGUUGUUGCUGGAAUUGUGGUCUGGAAGAAGAAGAACUCUGGCUUCAGACCUGUUUCAUCCAGAUCUUACUCUGAUGGAGAUGCUUGCUGCAACAACAAUUGUAGUGGACUGUGUGUGUUCCCGCUGCACUGAGAGAGUAAGACGUGAUGUUGUUUACGGUGUAAUAUGGAAUAAAGAUCUGUGUGUGUUCCCGCUGCACUGAGAGAGUAAGACAUGAUGUUGUUUACGGUGUAAUAUGGAAUAAAAAUCUGUGUGUGGAGUGAAAAUCCAGCAGAAAAGCCUGCGCUAACAUUAAAUCUCAUCUCAGAGCUGAUCCUGUGGCUGUACUGUUGGAUGUGAUUAUCACAGUGAAUAUGUCUACAAUUUACAGUUGUAAUGUGUAAAAUUUGAAGUCCAAUCUCUAAAGAACUUGAACUCAUUUCAGUGAAAACCAUUUGCACUCAGCAACCAGUUUUGUCACAAUUUGGAGACGGAUGCAAGUGCAGAUAAUAAGUUUAAUAAAGACGAUAACAAAAACAUAAGACACUAAGACCUUGUGGCAAAACACUAUGGCAAAGACUAAACAUAAACCAAAGACCUGAACACAGUAACAAAGAUAACGGCAAAGAAAGACGAAAGACAAAGUAAGACAAGGAGUGCAGUACAGUCUGUGGCUAUAUACACGAGUACGCGUUAACAAGAACGUGAUUCAGGUGCAGAUGGUCAUGUGGCUGUGAUGUAAGAUGCAGUGGCUGCUAGUAACACCCCCCACCUCCCCUGCCAAAGGCGCUACUCCUGGAGUGCCAGAAAACACUCCCUCCCCCGGUGGUCCUGGCCACCACAAUGUGGCCAAUGAAGACACAAAAUGUCUUCCGCACUGCAGAGAGAUGACAUAAUAUCCCCGGCCUGGCUUGAAUGCGGAAUGAUGGCUACUGCUUAGCCUGUGGGAGGAACGAAGCUGAAGGCGGAGCCUGAGGGGGAAGCGACAUUCCCCAUGAUGCUAGAGGGGGGAGUGAUGGUCUCCGUGAAGUAGAAAGGGGGAGCAAUAUAUGGCGUGAAGCAAAGAGAAGGAGUGACGUCUUCAGUGGAGUGACUGGUUGGGAGGCUCCCCUUUGGUAUACCCCAUGAUGGAGUACAUCACUUCAAGCCAUUUGCUAUUGUUUUUAAUGAGGGAGAAUUGUCCCUCCUCCUCCCACCUUAGCUUUUCCUUUUCAUACAUGGCCUCUUGGACCCUGAAAAAUUCUGCCUGUAGUCCUUAGAAACUUUACAUAUCUUGCUCAUGAUUAUUUUGUAAUUUACAGUUGUAAUGUGUAAAAUUUGGAGUCUAAUCUCUAAUGAAUUUGAACUCAUUUCAGUGAAAACCAUUUCAACUCAGCAACCUGUUACUAUGUUACAUUAUUUAUGCUUCAGUCUUAUUUGUCAUCUGGUAAAUGUAAAAAAAAAAAAAAAAUAGUUUUACUGCUGUCCAUCUACAAUGUGUGUAUUUCUGAAUUCCUUUCCAUAUUUCUCUCCCUCUUGUUCUCCUAUUUCACAGGAAAGGAGGUGCAGCUAUGUCUUCUUCUUCCUCUUCUUCAUCUUCUUCUUCUACUUCUUCUGCUUUUAAUAGUAUUCAGCAUAGAAUGUAAUGCAUUCUAACUGGACUACAACGUGUAGCACUGGAAUACAUUCUUUAUAUCUGUGUUUUAUAGGGAGGGAUGAAUAAUAAUGUCCUGUAGUCCUUAGAAACUUUAUAUAUCUUGCUCAUGUUAUUCCUGAAAUUUUUUUUAUAAAGACUGGAAAAAGUAUUAAAAAUCAUACUGAAGUAAAAGCACUGUUACUUACCAAAAAAUACAGAUUGGACAUAUAAUUACUACACAACACACUCCAAAAUCUAAAUCAUGUUUUUAUCAUAAGAAAAUACAGCUGUUAUUUGUCACCUAUACAUUUCAGUACAGGUAAAUCCUUUUCUUCACAUGUCCCAGCCUGUUAUUUAUCUGGGAUCAGAAGGUUCCUUACCUGUUCUACUUACAGUUGGUGCUGAACACUUCACUACCUCUGCCAUGAUUGUAAUAAAUGUAACUUGUCAAACCAUUAAUAAAUCUUUAUUUACUC